AUGUCAUUCAGAAAAUUGAAGCCUCAUUGUGCUGGAUGUUCAGAUGCAACUUCUGCUUCAGCAGAGAAGAAAAAGGGAUCACCAUACCAACAAGAUGACAGUCCUCAAUGUGGCAAAAGAGUGAGGUAUACAGACCUUCCGGAGGAAAUUUGGCAGCAUAUACAUUCUCUUAUGCCAUUGCGAGAUGCUGCCCGUGCUGCUAUUGUGUCUCAUGCCUUUCUACAUUCCUGGAGGCAUCGUCCCAAUCUUACCUUUAGCUUCCGAACAGUCUGCUCAAUUAAUUGUGCAACGGAUUUCACCAAAACUGUUGAUCACAUUAUGAGAAAACACUCGGGCAUUGGCGUGAAGGCACUCACAAUUGACUUGGAUCCUUUCUACAAUACGAAAUCCAGUAGUUAUCUUGAUAGCUGGCUUCAGAUUGCUGUUACACCGAGGAUCCAAGAGCUCACACUUGUGUUGGCUCGAUUCACUGAACCCAUCGCAAAAUCAUAUUACAACUUUCCAUGCUCACUUUUAUCUGAUGGGAGUGGAAGCUUGAUUCAGCUUCUUCAUCUUUGCUGCUGUACGUUCCGUCCCACGGCUAAACUUGGUUGCUUUGGAAGCCUAAAAAGGCUGCACUUGAUUUCUGUGCAUAUAUCGGGGGAUGAGCUUGGAUGUCUUCUUUCCGGUUCUGUUGCUUUGGAGCAGUUGAGACUAAAGCAUUGCCAUGAGAUAAUAUACGUGAAAGUACCUUUCCUGCUGCAGCAGCUCAGCUACAUUGAGGUGUAUGAUUGCCGCCAGUUGCAAGUAAUAGAGAGCAAAGCUCCAAAUGUUCGCAGUUUGCGCUUUACAAAUGAACAGCUUCCAUCCAUUUCACCAAACCUGGAAACUGCUACCAUUGUCUCAUCUGGUGAGAUGGUCAAUGAAUGUACUAUACCUAGCAAAUUCCUCCACCUCAAGUACUUGCACAUUGCUCUUUCUGGAAUAAAUAUUUUUCCGUCGUAUGAUUACUUCUCUCUGGUAUCCUUUCUUGAUGCUGCUCCUUCCUUGGAGACCUUCAUCCUAGAUGUGACGUCGAGGCACACGGAGAAUGACUCAAUUUUUGUAGAAUCCUUACAUCUAAGGCAGAUGCCAGAACACCGUCAUGACAACCUUCGGAAUGUGAAGAUCACUUGUUUCCGCUCUGCAAAGAGCUUGGUUGAGCUAACAUGUCAUAUUCUCAAGAAUACGUCUGUUGAGUGCCUUACAUUGGACACCACAUGUGGUUUAUAUACGUGUUCUACCAGCACAAUUGGCAAAUGCUUUCCCAUGACAAAGGAUGCUCUCGUGGAAGCCCCUAAAGCACUUUUUGCUAUAGCAACAUACAUAGAAGGAAAGGUCCCCUCUGCAGUUAAACUAAAUAUUGUGCCACCUUGUAGCCGUUGCCAUGCUAUUGAAUUUUAG
Messenger RNA from Panicum virgatum (switchgrass), 1422 nucleotides. RefSeq names its product F-box/LRR-repeat protein At3g26922-like. The coding region runs from base 1 to 1422 and encodes 473 amino acids. Gene Ontology annotation, molecular function: protein binding. The transcript has 6 exons. The record is from RefSeq and is a predicted model, not a curated record. Lineage: Eukaryota; Viridiplantae; Streptophyta; Magnoliopsida; Poales; Poaceae.